Molecule: messenger RNA, 4597 nt
Organism: Nothobranchius furzeri (turquoise killifish)
Lineage: Eukaryota; Metazoa; Chordata; Actinopteri; Cyprinodontiformes; Nothobranchiidae
Gene: edil3a
Product: EGF-like repeats and discoidin I-like domains 3a
Cellular component (GO): plasma membrane
Molecular function (GO): calcium ion binding; signaling receptor activity
Source: RefSeq, a predicted model, not a curated record
GACAGCUGAUGUCCGGGAGCUGUGAGCGCACACGUCGCUCUCUCCACCACAUCUCUCCACUGCGGAAGGACCGUGAAGGCGGCAGCAGCAGCAGCAGGUACAGUUCACUUGUUCCUGCUCGACCAAACCCUACAGGCGACUUUAUCACUCAGGAGCUACUUUCUCUGAGAGGACGUACACAGCAGCAUCUCCGACGAGGAGUGGACGAGAGCGGAGGAAGGACAACUUUUGCCCGUCUGCUCUUCUUUUCUUUUAUUUUGUUGCCACAUCCCCAUAACCUUGGAAGACACACCUGGUUGUGAGAGGAUGGGACCGCUACUCCCUCUCAUCGUGUUGUGUUUGAGCGCCGCUGGCCCACAUCAUGUGGAAGGAGCAGAUGGUGAGGAACCAACUUCAUCAGGCCCUUGCCAUCCAAACCCCUGCCACAACAAAGGAACAUGUGAGAUCAGUGAGACCUACAGAGGAGACACCUUCAUAGGUUACGUCUGCAAGUGUCCAAGAGGCUUCAGUGGCGUUCACUGCCAACACAAUAUUAAUGACUGUGACAGAGACCCGUGUAAGAACGGUGGCGUUUGCACUGAUUUGGUUGCCAACUAUUCCUGCGAAUGUCCAGGAGAGUACAUGGGGAGGAACUGUCAAUACAAAUGCUCCGGACCGCUGGGCAUGGAGGGCGGCAUAAUCUCCAACCAGCAGAUAACGGCCUCCUCCACCCACCGCGCUCUCUUUGGCUUGCAGAAGUGGUACCCGUACUUUGCACGCCUGAACAAGAAGGGCUUGGUCAAUGCCUGGACCGCUGCCGAAAAUGACAGAUGGCCGUGGAUCCAGAUCAAUCUUCUUCGGAGAAUGAGAGUCACAGGCCUAAUUACCCAGGGUGCAAAGCGUAUUGGCAGCCCGGAGUAUGUCAAGUCAUACAAAGUGGCGUACAGUGAUGAUGGGAAGACCUGGAGAACAUACAAAGUCAAGGGCAAAGAUGAGGACAAGAUUUUUAAAGGAAAUGUUGAUAACAACGCUCCAUCAGCCAACUCUUUCACACCCCCUAUCGAAGCCCAGUAUGUGCGCAUUUAUCCUCAAGUCUGCAGGAGGCAUUGCACUUUACGGACGGAGCUUCUUGGCUGUGAGCUGUCAGGCUGUUCUGAACCACUGGGAAUGAAGUCAGGACACAUUCAGGACUACCAGGUCACGGCCUCCAGCAUCUUCAGGACACUCAACAUGGACAUGUUCACUUGGGAGCCGGGGAAAGCCCGUUUGGACAAACAAGGCAAGGUUAAUGCUUGGACAGCUGGACACAGCGACCAGUCACAGUGGCUACAGGUUGACUUGCUUGUUCCGACAAAGGUCACCGGGGUCAUCACCCAGGGAGCUAAAGACUUCGGACACGUCCAGUUUGUCGGCUCGUACAAAGUCGCUUACAGUAACGAUGGGGAGAGGUGGAACGUAUAUCAAGAUCAGAAACAAGGAAAAGACAAGGUAUUCCAGGGGAACUUUGACAACGACACACACAGAAAGAAUGUGAUAGACCCCCCUAUCUACGCCCGGUUCAUUCGGAUCCUCCCCUGGUCAUGGUACGGCAGGAUCACUUUGCGUGCAGAAAUACUGGGAUGCACAGAGGAAGAGUGAUGUAUUUUCCCCGUUGCCUCUUUGGCCACCGCCCCCUUGUCCUUUGGGAUACUGGAGUAUAUCAUGCAGUUCUUCAGAAACAAAACUCUUCAACCUGUAUAAAGAAAUUGAUUUCCAAUGGAUUUUUCAAGAAUAGGUGUUAAGUUGUUGGUGGGUUACUGUUAGUUCUUUUGUACACUAAUUUAAAACCUGCCCCUGUUCCACUUUUUGUCUUUCAGUUCAUUAUGUAAAGCGUGAUCUGUGUCUUUUUAUUCCGCCAUCCUCCUUGGAAUGAACUUCUGUAAAAUAGAAGGGGUGGAUGGAGUUGGGGGUGGAGUCAGAAAAAGGGGGUUGGGUCUACCUGUGGUUUUAACUCGUUGCCAUGGAAGCUAUUGUACAGUGUCACUUUUUAACGAAGAUGUGAAACCUGUCCAUUAUUAACCAGCUUCAUCUUAUAAUUAAGCUGACUAAGGAACCAUGUAGAGAUAAUGUUAUCAUGUUAUGACAUUUGUUUUUAUUUGAUAGCCACACCCCCUUAAGCCAUGGUUUCACUCAAAGGGACACUGACAUCAAUCAAAAAGACUAUUAAUUAUCUUGUAAUUUAUGUAAAAGACUAAGAAACUGCAUGGUGCGUGAAUUAUAAAUGUAUAUUAUGACAAAUCAUUCAAAUCCUCCAGCCCUGAGAGCAAUUAACUUUGAAUUGGGGACCUAUUUUUAUGUGCAUUUUAGAUAGUUCUGAAACAUGACCACACACACAAAAAGAUGGAUGAGUGAUGACGAAGCUGGGAGGCGUUAUUUAACUUGAAAACCUUUUGGCCCCAUCAUUGAGUUUCCAUUUUAAUUUCCAUUAUAACUGGACGUUUUCUAAAAUGUAAAUGUUUAUGUUCAUUCUUUUUCAUAAAGUCUGUGUUAGAUGUCCGCGUGUUGUCCUGGUGAUCAAUUUAAAAGCUCAGGAUAGAUGUUAUUAAUAAUUACCCAUGAUGUGUAAUGUUUGGGCACUUAUACGAAGAUAACAUUCACAGAAAAUACCUAAAUAGAGAAAAUGUUUAUAUACAUUCAACAUACCUUAGAUAAUGAAGACUUUAACCCUUUUAAUACAUUAGAUACGAUAAACAAUGAUAAAUGAAAUUGUGAAAACCGACGAGCAUUAAUAUUAAUUAGUCGGUGUCACAAACUAAAAACUAAGAAGAUGAUGAACCAUGACAACUAGACAAAGCUCAGAGCUGUUUGAAGGGAACUUGAAUUAAAAGAGUAUCUUUUGAAGUGCAUUUCUAUGAAAAAUGUAUGAACAUUAACAUUUUACCUGCUUUACAAAGUUUUUGUUAGAACAACUCAGUUUGGAGAAGCAGAUUAACUUUGACUGGAUUGAUGAGGUGGUCUCAUUGGGAACAGUUACAAUGUGGAUUUUUGCAGUUUUUAUAAUAAUUUUUUUUUGGUGUUCACGAGUGUUUUACCUUUUUAAUGCCAAAAGUAUUCUGACAUGAAGUUUUACUAAUAUUGUUGUUACUAAGCAUAAAAUUCUAUGUAAAUAGGUCAUUUUUGGCUGCAUAAAUUAUUGAGGUUUUUCCAGGAUUUGUUGUCAUUUUUGAGAUUUCAGUAUUUUAUUUAAAUGGGCACAAAUCCACUUUAAAACUAGCCUGGUUUUGACUAGCCUUUAGCCCAUCAAUCCAGGUAGGAAACCACAGUUUCUCCAAAAGAGUUUGUUAAAAUAUCCAUCUCCUGCAGGUAAAAUAUUAAUUUCCUAAAUCACUUUAACUCAAAGUAUCUGAACUAAUACUUUAACAUUAGUAAACGUUAAAGACCUCAAGGGCAUUUUCACAUGAUGUCACGACUGUCUGCAACUUCAGACAGUUGGAAACUUGGAGACACGAGGAUUACGGAUGGGUUCUUUGAUGCAGUUUCCAUUGUAUGUAUGCUACCACAGGCUGCAUGCCACGGUAAAUUAAAAGCUGCCUGGCUGAAGAAACAGAAGUAAACAAAGUAUUUGAGUAAGUUGCCCUGGGUUACCCCAGCACUCUCUACUCCUAACAAGUCAUUCCAAAGCUCUCGAGUGCUACAAUGAAAUCUGAAAGGCUCCACAUCCACGUUUUACACCUCAGGUUUCAUUUAAGACCUGCCAGCUUUCAGUGUCCCAACGAGCAAAUUGUUUCCUAUUUUUCAGAAAACAUUUUAUUUGCUCUGAGACGACAGCCUGAAGGAAAAGCUAACACAUUUACAAAAGUCAAACAAUUAUUUACUUAAUAUGAGAAACAUGAAAGAAAAUAUAAAACUUUUAAAACAUUGUUAAUCGGACAUACAAUUAAUGAAGAUCACAGUGAGCAAAUGUGAAGAAAUGCAUCACCAUUUUGCGUCGGACCAUUUUCUUUUACUAAAGGUUUUAAUUACCUGGAGAACUGGAACUAAUUACAGAACGGACAAUAUAUUAGAUUCUGAUGUGUUUAUAUAGAAAGUUUUACUGGAUGCUUUUAUGACAGAUUACCAUUAUUUGAAAAAUAGUCUUGUUGUGAGUCACCCCAAUAGGUUCAUGGGCAAUGGUGGACAGAUUAAUUGUCAUUUGAUCCUAAAAUGCUUUAUUGCCAAGUUACUGUAUCUCGUCCACCACCUGCACUGGCGAAGCUUUGUAGUGAGCUUCCUGUGAGCAUAUACGAUGGAGCAGGCCUGCUGCAAAGCUCUGAGGAGGUAUGCAUGAUGUAUGAAACUGAAACAAAAGUGUCCGCAGGCACAUUCUGUUUCUGCAGAUCAUAAAGAUCUGCAGUGUAAGAACUUACUGAGCUACACUGAACAGGUCCGAGGUGGAGAACCAAGCUGUCUUUGUAUUUCUGUGUCAAAUGUUCACAUAAUCGUUUCUUACUUCCUUCAUCUUCAUCCAGAAAUUACACCAGUUAUAAAACUGCUUAUAUUCAAGCCUGCACCGGAGGGAGGGACUCUGUACAGCCCACGAAAAUAUGUUGCUUCAAACUAAAGCUGUUUCGGUUUGAUGAAUAAAAUAUCUGUGUGACAA